AUGGUUCGACACAUCCCUAUUGCCGCUUUGCUGCCAGCCGCCUGGGCUUCGGCUCUGCCUUCAAACUCUCAACGAGAUGCUUGCACUGUUACUAACUACUCCGGCCUUGCUAACGCCGUUGCAUCCUGCACAAACAUUGUGCUCAAUGGGAUCAACGUCCCGACCGCCAAGACACUCGAUUUGUCCAAGCUCAAGGACGGUGCAACUGUUACCUUUGCGGGCAAGACCACGUUUGCUACUACCGCUGAUAACGAUUUUAACCCCAUUGUUAUUGGUGGAAAUGGCGUUACUAUCACUGGUGCGUCUGGUCAUGUCAUUGAUGGCAACGGUCCGGCAUACUGGGAUGGCAAAGGAUCUAACAACAAAAAGAACCCCAAACCGGAUCAUUUUAUUGUCGUUUCAAAGACUACAAACUCCAAGAUCACAAACCUCAACAUCCAGAACUGGCCUGUUCACUGCUUCGACAUCACCGGCAGCACCCAAUUGACCGUUUCAGGCCUCAUUCUGGAUAACACCCUCGGUGACAAGCCCAACGCGAAUAGCGGUGGUUUACCAGCUGCACACAAUAGUGACGGUUUCGACAUCGCUUCAAGUGACCACGUCACUCUGGACAACAUCCAUGUUUAUAACCAGGAUGACUGUGUUGCAGUUACAUCGGGUACAAACAUCAUCGUUUCCAACAUGUACUGCUCUGGUGGCCAUGGUCUUAGUAUCGGGUCUGUUGGUGGCAAGAGUAACAAUGUUGUCAACGGCGUUCAGUUCUUGGAUUCACAUGUCGUUAAUAGUCAGAAUGGAUGUCGCAUCAAGUCCAACUCUGGCACAACUGGCACGAUUAACAACGUCACCUUCCAAAACAUUGCCCUUUCCAACAUUAGCAACUACGGCGUUGAUGUUCAGCAGGACUAUCUCAACGGCGGCCCUACGGGAAAACCCACAAACGGUGUCAAGAUCAGCGGCAUCAAGUUCAUCAAGGUUACUGGCACAGUGGCUAGCUCUGCUCAAGACUGGUAUAUUCUUUGUGGUGACGGUAGCUGCUCUGACUUUACCUUCACUGGAAACAGCAUCACUGGUGGUGGCAAGGCUAGUAGCUGCAACUAUCCUUCUACCACUUGCCCUAGCUCGGGCUAG
This is a messenger RNA of Fusarium redolens, 1128 nucleotides long. RefSeq names its product endo-polygalacturonase. Gene Ontology annotation, biological process: pectin catabolic process. Gene Ontology annotation, cellular component: extracellular region. The record is from RefSeq and is a predicted model, not a curated record. Gene Ontology annotation, molecular function: polygalacturonase activity. The transcript has 5 exons. Lineage: Eukaryota; Fungi; Ascomycota; Sordariomycetes; Hypocreales; Nectriaceae. Bases 1 to 1128 code for a protein of 375 amino acids.